Rattus rattus (black rat) is the source of this 627-nucleotide messenger RNA. Its product is annotated as class A basic helix-loop-helix protein 9-like. The record is from RefSeq and is a predicted model, not a curated record. Lineage: Eukaryota; Metazoa; Chordata; Mammalia; Rodentia; Muridae. The coding region runs from base 1 to 627 and encodes 208 amino acids. The transcript has a single exon.
AUGCCCAUCGCCCCAUCCCCCGCUCAGUCCUGCUGGGGAGGGGACCCCAUUGUACGCCGCGAGCGACCGGGCGGGCAUGGACGCGGCGGUGGGGGACACGCGCGCUUCGCUCCACUCCGCGGGUGCCCCUGCUCUUCGGGUGGCCCAGACUGCAUCCAAGGGGGCGCGGCCAGGGAUCCCCAAUCUUUGGCGCGGCCGCGGUGCCUCCCUCGGAACGCUCCCUGCCAAACUUUGCAGCGCCCACUGCGCGCCGGGCCCGCGCCCCUGAGCUCGGUGCCGAGGCAGCGCCGGUCUCUGCGGGGAUGCGGGGACCUCGGUGGCGGGCGCGCAGUGGUAAGAGCCCCCAGCCCUGGGCGGCGCUCGCCGGGCUGGCUACAAAGCCUCGGCAAGAUGGUCCCUUCGCCUCCUCCUGGCACAGUCAAUCAGCGCCCGCCGCUCGCCCGGGCGCCCGCGGGGCCCCGCGUCCUCCCCAGCAGUGGCCGCCGGCCACACCUCCCCGCGGCCACCUGCGCCGGCACCGGCCCCCCAGGCAAACUUUUGCGACCGCGGGGCCGAGGAGGGGGGGCGACCUGGGGCCGCGGCGGCCGCUCCCCGCCCCCAUCCCCGCUCACCUUCCACGGCGGCUAG